AUGGAGCCAAGCCACCGCGGGUCCGCAGUCAAGGCGGCGGCCGGGCCGACCAGUUCCACAGCCUCGCCUCCCUCCAUAGCGGCUGUUAGGUUCACGGCGGCAAAAAGCCACGAGCCUGCGGCUGCGCCGUCGCUGUUUAGGCAUGCCGCUGGUCGCCCGUCGCAAUCGCAGUCGCCCCGUCCGCACCAGCAUCGCACCGAUUCGCCCUCCUCCGACGCCACCACGAGCCCUGCCAUAGUGGACGGUAAGAUCUACGAGGCGCCCGAAACAAGUCAGGGAGGGGCCCACGCGCCCAACGUGGCGCCGGUAGCAGAAACCAGCGACGGCGCCAAGCCCGGUGAUGCCAAGCCCUCGAAAAGCGCCACAAUGUCCCCCAUCAAAUUGGUCGAAGCGAGAAACAGCGCCAUCCGCUCCCGCAAAGUACACGCCAAAUCCCAUCGUCCAGCGUCCCUGGCCGUUAACCUGCCCGGCACGCACGUAGCGACUGAAGAAGGCACCGCAGCCUGGACGCCUGCUACAAGGUCUCCGCCGCCUAUUCUGGCUGAGACGUCUGGCGACGACAAGAAGGAAGCCGGGUCCGGCGCUCCACCCUACGUCCCAGUCAUCGCCACCGCUUCGCUGCGGCGGCCAAUGCUCAAGACAACAGCUUCAACCGGGCUGCCCACGAGCGGAGGCUUCAAGCGCGGCGCUUCCUUCGACACACGGGCGUUAGCAGGGGAAUCGCCUGCGGCUUCGGAUGAUAUUGAAAGCGCUACGACCCGACGCAAGUCUUCUGUUCGAUUCGGAGCCACCACCAUCCGCGAGAUCUCCCCCUUGACUGCGUCCCUCAUCGAGCACCACCGGCAGAUGGUGGCGCUAUUCGUGGUCGGCUUCCUGUGCGUGCUCGUCUUAGCCGGAGGCGUGCUGCUCUUCCUCGUGCUGCGCCCAGGGACGUCGCACUACCUGGACGCCUGCUCUACGCUGGGCUGCAAGCGUGCCAUACGGGACCUGGAGCGCGUCAUCGACGUGUCCAUUGACCCAUGCCACGACUUCUACGGGCACGUAUGCCGCCGCUGGCUCAAAAGCUACGACGCCGGAUACGUGGAGAGAGCGGCCCGCGACCUCCUGCGAGACCUAAACAACAGCCUGAAUGAGGUCGACGAGCCGAACCGCAUGUCAACAAGCCUCUUUAGCCUGGCGCAGUUCUACCAGUUCUGCAACCGGUUUAUCAGCGCGCGAAACCUGCAGCUGUCCGACAUGCUUCGGCCCUUCGAGCAAUACGUCGACUUGCUCGCCCUCUCCACCUUUCCCGAAGUCAUCGGACGCGUGGUCGACCUUUCGUUGGUGCAUGGAGUGCGCACGCUGCUGGAUAUCCGACUGGUGCGCUUGCAGAAGACAGCCGUGAGGCUUCGGAUCGGCUGCGGCAUAUCGCUGGCUCAAAAGUGCUGCGAGAACUCGUCGGUCGAGUUACACCGCUACCUCAGCACCUUACUUAGCGCAGUCUCCGAGAUGCUGCCCAAGGAUGGCCCACACCACUCCCUGGACGCCUCCGACAUCACGCACGUCGACACUCACGUCCAGCCUCUCAUGGUCGCACCGAUAAAUGAGCAGAGCUACGUCACCUCGGUUUUCGAGUCCCUGAACAGGCGCAUCAGCAGUAACCAGUGGUUGGAGGCGAUAAACACGGUUCUACCGGUGACAUCCCGUCUGGGAAAGCAUUCCCGAGUGAUCCUGACCAAUGUGAACGCCAUCACGGAGCUGCUCGACUACUUCGCAAGUCGCAAGGACAAAGGCGUGGUGUACGUAUACGUCCAGGUGCUCAUGGAGGCGAUGCGCUUCGACUAUCUGCGCCAACGAAGCACCGACGGUCCGGAGGGCGCCAUCAGGAUAUGCUUGCGUGCUACCUGGAGCUCGCUGAGUGGCGCCAAGGACGUGGUAGCGUCGCAAUUUGUCCGCUCCCACGAGACCAUGGCGCGGGCUGUCUUCGAGCGCGUGCUCUCCUCUGUGCUGCAGGAUGCCGAGGGCUCCCCUUGGAUGGGCGACCUUAUUAAACGCAACGCCAAUGUCAUGCUGAAAGGCGUGUCACUGCGGAGCUUCGCUGCUGCAGUGUCCAAUGGAGUCGCGAUCGAAGCGGCUGGUGUUAGCGGUCUGAGCGCAUCGUCGGCGCUAAGCGUAUUUCCCGCCCUCUUCAUGAACCUCCGAAAGGCACGCCAGAAGCGCUUCCUCGAAGACCCGCCGCUGCUGCGGGUCAUCACGGACGAGUACGGCAGCGACGACUUCCUUUUCUUCGAGAGCCGUGUUGUGUAUGACGUGGUCUCCAACUCGCUGAGGGUUCCAGAGGCUGUGCGGCGCGAGCCCAUCUUGUACCCGGAGGACGUGCCGCUGGAGUUCGCCCUCGGAACUCUGGGAAUGCUAAUAGCGCGGGAGCUGCUUCGGGCUGCAGUGCCGAGCAGAAUGCCGUAUUUGUGGACGAGUCAGGAGCAGGUGGCAUUCAUGCGAUACGACCAGUGCGUGGACUCCCUGCGCGGCGAGAUGAACAUAUCCCUGGAGCGGCCGCAGGACAACCAGGCGCCCGAGUACUACUACUGGCUGCAAGGGGCGCGCACGGCCUACGCGGCUCUGAGCGCUUCGUACGCGGCCGAGCGACAUGCAGCCAACUGGAACACCUACUGGCGCGCAGCGCAGCGGACCUUCUUUCGCCGCCUGUGCCUACUGUCGUGCCGGCCGCAGCAUGACACGCCGGAGCAGCGUCAAAUCCUCGACCCGGUGUCCAUGAACCUGCGGUCCCCUGCAGUGCCCGCGCGUGUCUCCUGCCUGCUGCCCUUGCUCAACAUGCCCGAGUUCGUCGAGGCGUUCGAGUGCUCCAAGACGGCGCCUGCGUGUGCUGUGGCGUGAUGUCUCCGCGCGCCACUACGGAGCGUGCUUUGUGCGUCUGCCUAUGUUCAAGCCCACGGCCGGAUGCGUGCAGUCUGGGAGCAUUGCGUCGGCAGAAGCUGUGUGCAGCUUCACAGCGACCUGGUGCCGGCGCAGGCUGGUUCCUUCUGCGGCACCUCCAGUAGCCGUACCGCAGACGAUGGGGCCUUUCGCGGCAACGCGUAUUUCCGCUUCGCUUGCGAGUAGACCACGCACAUCCACAUCGCGUUUAGAGGUGACGUUAUUACGAGACUAGAUCCGCUCGCACACGUUGUUGACGCACGCCGACACCUUAAUUUUCUUCCGUUUUUGUUCUUUGUUGAUGAGAGAAAAUGAACGAAUUUGCUGUGAGAUGCAUGCGUAAAGGUCAACAGAACUUAAAAUAAUUCGAAUACCUAUGUGCGAUUGUGCUGCCGUAUACAGUGCACAUUAUAUUUCGGAACGUUUUUAUUAUUGGCAUAUAUGUUUAAGAGCGUUGUUCGUUGUUUGCAUAUGGGUGCAGUGUAGAUGCAUUAGUGUUUAGAUUAUUUGCAAGCGUUAACUUCCUCAUCGGCUGCGGACGCGCGAAUGGUUCUCGCAGUUUCGCACUUUUCUUUCAGUGAAAUGUGGUUUUCUUAGCACUUUUGUCAUCCAA
Dermacentor andersoni is the source of this 3526-nucleotide messenger RNA. RefSeq lists its product as uncharacterized. The record is from RefSeq and is a predicted model, not a curated record. Gene Ontology annotation, molecular function: metalloendopeptidase activity. Gene Ontology annotation, biological process: protein processing. NCBI's taxonomy places the organism in Eukaryota, Metazoa, Arthropoda, Arachnida, Ixodida, Ixodidae. Gene Ontology annotation, cellular component: plasma membrane.